AUGCAAAAUAAGGAACCUCCAUUCUAUAUUAACGAAAAUUCAAUUGAAUUGAAAAAUCAAGAUCCCACCUUGACAAAAUCAAUGAAUUUUGAUUUUGUCUUUGAUGAAUUAUCAAAUACAAAAGAUAUAUAUGACAAAUUACUUUCGGAAAUGGUUCCUUCUGUUUGUGAGGGAUACAAUGUAACUACAUUUGCCUAUGGACAAACAGCCUCAGGUAAAACAUUUACAAUGAAAGGAACCAAUGAUAAACCAGGUCUCAUUAGAUUGGCAAUCCGAGAUGUUUUUGAUCAAAUCAAAAAUAGUGAAGGAGAAAAUAGAACGUUCCUUAUCAGAGUUUCAUAUUUGGAAAUUUAUAAUGAAAAAGUGAGAGAUUUAUUAUCACCAGAGCAAAGAUAUGUAAAUAUUUUCGUUGAUAAGAAUAAAAACUUGUCAUUCGAUCAUUUAACUGAGGAAAUUGUAAGAUCUGAACAAGAAACAAUGGAUAUUAUUUCUAGAGGUACUUCUCAUAUUAUGGUGGCCAAGACAGUAGCAAAUGAUGCUUCAUCAAGAUCACACACUAUUUUCAGAAUGAUUGUAGAAAGAAAAGAUGAACUUGCAGUGGAUAAUGCUCAACAAUUACAAUCAUCACUUGCAAAGAAAGCUAAAUCUAAACAAAUUGUAAGAAUAGGAAAUCUUAAUUUGGUUGACUUGGCAGGUAGUGAAAACAGUAGUGAACAAGCAGAUUAUAAUAGAAAGAGAGAAGGUCAAAAUAUUAACCUUAGUUUACUUCAUCUUAAAGAAAUUAUUACAAAAUUAUCAAAUGGAGAAAAAGUUACAUCCUUCCGUAAUUCAAAACUCACAAGAAUUCUUGGAGACUCACUUGGUGGAAAUGCAAGAGUAGCUGUCGUUUGUGCAAUCUCACCAGAUCCAGUAAAAUUAAAGGAAACGAAGAGAACACUAGAAUUUGGAAGUAAUGCUCAAAAGAUUUCAAUCAAACCAACUGUUAAUAGUGAAUGUGAUAAUGCUCUUAUUAUGAAAUAUCAAACUGAAUUGGAAACUUUACAAAGUGAGCUUGCCAUGCUGAAAGACAAACUCACCAACCAAAGUAACACCCAAGUUGAAAAGGAAGAAACAGAGGAAGAAGUUAAGGAGUUGGAAAGAAUCAUGUCAGACUUGACUGAUUCUAUGGUUACCAACAAAUCACUAGAAGCUAGGCUUCAAGAUAUUGAAAAAGAAAAAAGGGAUCACGAAGAAAGAAUCAGACAAAUGGAAGAAGAAAGAGCAAAGCUUCAAGAACUAUUACAAAUUGAAGAGGAAAGAAAAAGAAUGCAAGAGGAAGAAUCGAAAAGCAAGGAAGAAACUCUCUAUUUACUUCAACAAGAAACAGCCAGUAUGAGUUUACAAUUGGAGGAAAUUAUCUCAAGCAAGAAUAAUAUUGAGGCAGAAUCAAAGAGAAGAGAACUUCAAAUUCACGAUUUGAUGAAUUAUAAUCAACUUUUAGAACAAAAGACAAUUAAUGAGGAAAGUUCAAGAAGAAGAGCAGAAGAAAUGAUUUCAGACCAGAACAAACAAAUUGAAAGUUUCAAACAAGUAAAUGAACACUUUGAAAGAGAAUACCAGAAGGAGAAGAUGGCAAAGGAAGAAGCGUCCAAGGUGAUUCAACAAAAGAUGGAGGAAAUGCAAAAUAUGCAACAACAGUUAAGCUCAACAAGAACUGAAAAGGAAAAUUAUGAAAUGCAAAUUAAGACUUUGAAUGACAACAUGUCAGCUAUGUACAAUAUGUGGAAAGAGGAUUUCGAUAGGGAAAUUAGCAUACGAGAAAAGGAAAAGAAUCAACUUGAUGAACAAAUUGCUCGUCUUACAUCACUAUUGGAGGAAAGAGAUUUGGAAAUUAAGAAACUUCAAGAGAAUUGUAAAACUCAAGACUAUUUACAACAUUUUGUUGAUACAUUGGAGAAGGACAUGAAGAGUUACAAGCAACAACUUGAAAUUUCAGAGAUUGAACUUUCAAGUACAAAGAAGAAAUCUUUGGAUACUUUCAGAGAUAAUAUAGAACUCAAAAAGAAAGUUACAAGUUUGGAAAAUGAAUUGGAAGCAUUGAAAUUACAUUUUAUUGUAAACUUUGGUCAAGAAAGCUUGCCAAAAUCACCAAAGCCCAAUGCUUCAAACUCUUCAAACUUCUUUGAGGCGAAUAAUAUUUCAAUUCCAUUGGGUAGUAACACAAAUCAAACAAGUAGUAGUAAUAUGUCCAACGUGAAAACACCAUCAGCUGUAUUGUCAUCACUUGCUGUGAAUGUACCGCCACCACACAAUCAAACAAAUAUUAGUCCAACCUCAUCACCAACUCUUUCAACUACUGCAACUGUUUCCAACAAUACUGCUCCUUCAGUUUCUCAAAACUCUUCAGGACCCGUACCUCGAACUGUUCAACCAUCCAGUACUAUUUCAUCCAUUACAAGUACUCCACCAUUAAGUAAUGCAUCAACACCACUACAAAACAAAACACCAAGCAGUGUUGGAUCUACACCAGUUAUGAAUUCAAACCCGAUUAGACCAUCCACUCCUGUGAGUACAACUCCUUCGUAUGCUACUCCUCAAAAAACACCAACGUUUAAUUCGACUCCUCACAGUGGUAGUACUACUAGUUCAGUAAGAUCAACACCAGUUAAUUCUGCCUAUUCGACUCCUCCUCCGCUUUCUAACACAUUCUCUCCUGUAAGACCUAGUACCCCAACAGUUACACCACCUCAAUAUAAUCAACAAACAACUCUUUCUCAACAAAUUUCCAGUAAUUAUCAAAUGAAUCAACAGUUGCCAAGUAGUAGACCAGUAACUUCUCAAAGUAAUUCAUCAACUUAUUCUAGUAAUCCAUUUAAUAAUAGUAUUGGUGGAAUGAGAGAAGAAACUAAAACUUAUUCAAACAAUAAUCCAUAUGAAUACUAUCCAUCCACUACUGCAACAAAUCAACCAAGUAAUACUGGAUCUUAUCAACAAUCCAAUUCUUACAAUUCAACUAAUCCACACCUAUAUACUACUAAUAACAUUCCAAUUAAUAAUCAAAGAUCACAAUACUCAGUUCCAAAUUCAACAACAGGAAAUAGAUUGAGUAUUAAUACACAAAAUGUUCAACCAAGUUCAAGUGUAAAUCAAAGAGGUUUGGAUUCACCAACAAUGGUCAAUAUUCCUCCCUCUUCUUAUUCAAGACCUCAAUCAACAGGAAGUUUCCAACCAAGACAAGGUUCUCUUCCACCAUCUCCAAUGCAGAACAAUAGAGUCUCACUUCCUCAACAAACACAACAACAACCACCAGUUAACUCAUUUAACAAUAAUUUCACUAGUAGUCAACAGUCUACACAGCAACCAACCAAUCAGCCCCCUCCAUUUAAUAGCAGUCAAUCAGUUAAUCAACAAUCUGCAUUAGUGAGAAAUAGACCUAGAAAUUUCAACACUGUUCCCUCAACUGGUAAUCUCUAUCCAACACUACCAGCAACACAUUCCUCAAAUUCUUCUUCAAUUAAUAAUAAUAACACUCAUAAUACAGUUAGUUAUCCUACUCCAACAGUUACAUCAAGUGGUGGUAACUCUCGUCCUCCAUCUCCUUCAGUUUAUAGAGUAACAGGAGAAAAGGCAUUCAAGGCAAAAGAAGAACGUGAACAAAAUGAAGAGCCUGAAGGACCUAUUGUCGGAAUUAAUGAAAAAUCUGGAUCAAGACCAAAGAGAAGUUUGUCAAUUUCAAAAUUAAUUGGUCUUGUUAGAGGUGAUGAUAAGAAUUCAUUGAAAUAG
Molecule: messenger RNA, 3762 nt
Organism: Naegleria gruberi
Lineage: Eukaryota; Heterolobosea; Eutetramitea; Acrasida; Naegleriidae
Product: kinesin-7
Exons: 6
Coding region: 1-3762 (1253 amino acids)
Biological process (GO): microtubule-based movement
Molecular function (GO): ATP binding; microtubule motor activity; microtubule binding
Source: RefSeq, a predicted model, not a curated record